AUGGAACACCCUGAGGAUGAAUGUCGUGUUGGAGGUGAACACCAGGGAAAACAAAAUGACGAGGAAGCUGUUGUUCGUCUUGAGGAGUUUAUGAAAUCAGUGGAAGCAAAAAUGGCUCUUUGUCAGAGUAACUUGAACCCCGAAAGGCCUGCCCUCGAACAAAGAAAUGAUGUUGAUAAUACUCUUGACAGGGAAGCUGUUGUUCGUCUUGAGGAGUUUAUGAAAUCAGUGGAAGCAAAAAUGGCUCUUUGUCAGAGUAACUUGAACCCCGAAAGGCCUGAUUUGGGUUUCCUUAGGACAUUAGACUCCAGCAUUAAACGCAACACUGCAGUUAUCAAAAAACUUAAACAGAUCAAUGACGAGCAAUGGGAAGAUUUGAUGGAUGAGUUGCGAAUUGUCAACUUAACCAAAUUUGUGAGUGAAGCAGUGCCUGCUAUUUGUGAUGCCAAACUUAGAACUUCAGACAUACAAGCCGCAGUUCAGAUAUGUUCUUUGCUUCAUCAAAGGUACAAAGAUUUCUCGCCAACUUUGGUUCAAGGCCUUUUGAAAGUCUUUUUCCCUGGAAAAUCAGCGGAGGACUUAGAUGUGGACAGGAAUUCGAGGGCCAUGAAGAAGCGCAGCAGUUUAAAACUUCUUUUGGAGCUUUACUUGGAUCUCACCAGCAUAGAAUACUUAAAGGACCGAGAUGCAACUCAGAUUAAUUUAUCUCUUCUUACUAGUUUUGCUCGACAAGGGAGAUAUUUCUUAGGACUUCCUCAGUCUGGAGAAGAAGUUGUCGAAGAGUUUUAUAAGGGCCUUAAUAUCACAGCAGAUCAGAAGAAAUUCUUCAGGAAGGCGUUUCAUACAUAUUAUGAUGCUGCUGCAGAACUGCUUCAGUCUGAACACAUUGCAAGUUUUUGA
Molecule: messenger RNA, 900 nt
Organism: Ilex paraguariensis (yerba mate)
Lineage: Eukaryota; Viridiplantae; Streptophyta; Magnoliopsida; Aquifoliales; Aquifoliaceae
Source: the annotation of a GenBank genome assembly